UCUCUCUCUCUCUCUCUCUCUCUCUGCCAGCUCUAAGGACGUGUCUCAUUCACUCUUGCUGCGUAGGUUGUGAGCAAGGGAAAGAGAGGGAGGAGAGACAGAGAGAUAAACACACGGUCAAACAAGAGUAAGAGCCAGACAGAAACAGGGAAAGAGGAAGAAGGAAGGGAACAGGUGAGAUAAAGGAGAGGAGAAAUAGCUGACAGUGAGUGAAAGAGGAGAGGGACAAAGAUAAACAAAGAGAAGUCCAUCUGUUUUCUUUUUGGCAGAGUGGCAGAGAGGUAGAGCAAGAGAGAGAGAGAGAGAGAGAUAGACCCAGCAGAAGCAGGACUCCUGUACAGUGUGUUGUGUUGGGACCUUCCUCCAGGGAGCCUAGCGGAGCAGAGCCUGGUGCCUGGUGAGAGAGUGACCCACCUGGGACACAGACACAGCCAUGGAUCCCUCUGCGUCGGCUGAAGUUGGGGACGAGUGCAAGGAGAGCAGGAAGAUCCACUUUGCUGUGCAGUCCUCGGCACCCACCCAACUGGACCCCCGGCAAGUAGAGAUGAUCCGGCGUCGGAGACCUACACCUGCAACACUGUUCAGAGUGGCAGACCAGGGUUCUCCUGAGGAUGAUCAGUCUACCCAUCAGUGGGUUGUAGGAGAGAAUGGGGUACUGAAGCCCAAGCGAGUCAACCCAAAUGUGUAUCAGCCACCAUCCCUGAAAGCCGUCCAGAAGAUGGCUGAGGCACACAUGCAGAACCUGGGUGUCUACCCCCCCUUGGAAGAACCCUUUGAGGGGGAGGAGUACAACGACUACCCCUGUCAUGAGGAAAGGGAGGAAAGAUUCCCCACCAAAGCUGCUGAUCCCCAAGUGACCAGCACCAUAGACCAAUCAGAGAAGCCGGAUGAAGAGGAAGAGGAGGAAGAGAAAGAGAAAGAAGAGGAGAAAGAGGAGGAAAAGACAGAAGAAAAGACAGAGGAGAAGGCAAAGAAAGUGCGCAAAAGUGUAAAGUUUUAAGACAACUUUGAACAAAAACAAAUAAAGGGAGAGAUGGAUGGUUGCAGAUGUGUGAAUGAUUGAGUGAAUGAAUGAGUGAUUUUAAUGUGUGAACGUGUGAGUGAGAAAGAGAGCUUCUAAGUAUGAAUGGUAAAUAUUACAAUUAAAUGAAUGACCGAAUGUAGGUAGGUACUGUCGGCAAAUCUGUGAGCAAGAAAUCUAUACAUUAUUAAUCUAGAACGAGAGAGAGAGAGAGGGGGGGAUAUAAUGUAUACUAGACAGGGCAAGGUCAACAAGGUCACUGUGACCUUGAGGUCCCUCACUGCAACACUAGUCUUCUCUUCCAUGUCAGGGGAACCAUUCAUUCACUUCUCACUUUCUUACUUUGCUCUUUAAUAACUACACAUGACACUCAAAAUAACUGUAAAUGGACAAAUGCUGAUGAACAGCUUUAGUAUAGAGCACACACACACACACACAGAGGAGAUUUCAUCAGUCUCUGACUAUCGGUUCAGACUACAUUCUAAAGCUUCUCCAUUACUGUGCAGAUAUGAUAAUACAGACUGACUCCCAUAUGAGUUCCUUUCAAAAUCACAAAGACCUGUAUUAUGUGUACUAAAUAUCUCUGCAGCAUAAUCAUAUUGAGAUCUUGUCCUUGGAAGAAGUGAGCAGCUACUGCCAUCUUGUGGCAAGAUAGGGGAUGUAGAUUAACCAGAAAGUAUUUAUCAAUAUGGAUUUAUAGACAAUAGACUGUGCACUGCAUAGGCCUUCAGAUAAUAUGCAUCUAUAUAAUUGAAAUGAUCUAGAUUUGUAAUGUAUUCUAAACAUUAAUUUGUGAUGCAUUUAAAGUUAUUUUUGGUGCCCAUCAAAGGUAUUUGUGUCAAUGAUGUACUCUGGGUGUAUGUGAGGAUGCCAUGCUUUUGUAAAAGUAGUUUUUUGUGAGGAAACAAAAUGUAUUCAUUUUGUAUACAGAAUCAGAAUCUUAUUGUUUGUUUGUCUGUUUGUUUGUUUAAAUAAUUUCCUGUGUGAAGACGUUUUAACCAACUUAGCUGUGUAUGGUCUCUCUCUGUUGAACAACUAUCACAACGUUUAGUAACCUUUUAGUCAUGGCUUGGAUAACUGUGUUUUUCUUAUUCUCAUGGAAAACAAUACAGACAAUAAAAUACAUGGUGAAUCUCUUUCUCUCUCUUCCUGCUGAAAUGGAAUAAUACAUUUGAAUAUUUAAAUAUUCACCUUCAGAAUGUCAUUUUCAUCAUGUACUCAUUGAUAAUGUCAGUCUAAUAAACAGCUUUCUUUUUUUCUAUCACAUCUGUUCUCCAACUGCAGGAUUGCUUGGGUCAGCUGAAUACAUUUUGAUAGUCACAGUGUAAUUGUUUUGAUUCUCUUUUUGUUGGACAAUUGAACUUUUGUAUGCUCUUUUCUCUUGCCUGGGUGUAUGGGCUGGGCAGCCCUUUAACGUUUUGGGACAUAUGGCACCUACUCCCUCCAUUCUCUCACUGUCUGGCUGGAGUGAGCAUCCUCUCCUUCUCGAAGUCUCUCUAUCCUCCAUGGUCAAUAGACGAGUGCCAUGGAAAGACUGAACUCUAAUCCACACUAUUCUUCUUUAUUUCACUUUUUGUUUUCAUUCUUUUUUUCUGUACUUGUUAAAGAUGUAGACAUUUCAAUGUGAGCAACAAUAACAAUAUCUAAAUAAACACAUGUUCCUUAUUUGAAAUGA
Molecule: messenger RNA, 2696 nt
Organism: Coregonus clupeaformis (lake whitefish)
Lineage: Eukaryota; Metazoa; Chordata; Actinopteri; Salmoniformes; Salmonidae
Product: protein phosphatase 1 regulatory subunit 1B-like
Exons: 5
Coding region: 434-1000 (188 amino acids)
Biological process (GO): intracellular signal transduction
Cellular component (GO): cytoplasm
Molecular function (GO): protein phosphatase inhibitor activity
Source: RefSeq, a predicted model, not a curated record